Molecule: messenger RNA, 1912 nt
Organism: Camelina sativa (false flax)
Lineage: Eukaryota; Viridiplantae; Streptophyta; Magnoliopsida; Brassicales; Brassicaceae
Source: RefSeq, a predicted model, not a curated record
GUUGUCAAAUAAGAAGAAGCCUAGUUUUAUUUUCUUUCUGUAUUUGAGGAUAUAAAUAAACUUGGAGGAUUCAACUUGCGUUUCUGGAUAUUGUUUUCAUAAAGUGGAAACCUUUAACCUUCGAUUUCGUUCGAGCAGCUCAAAGUUUCCAACUUUUUUUUCUUCCAUGUUUCUUGUUUCUUCGAGCUCUGUUGUUCUGUCUACGUCCAAGCAACUUCCCUAGCAGUUCCUUUUGAGUUUCUUCUAAUUCUCGAUGACUGAGCUUAGCUCAUUGACUAUUGACUCCGCCACGCAAAAGCCAAGAAUCUCCACCGGAGGAAACCCACCUCCUCCUCCUCACAUAAGCAUAGGUGUCACCACCGCCAUUGAAGCUCCUCCGUCUACAGAGAGACCCAGACCCGUCAACAAGAUCAAGAAAAUAACGGUAUUGCCACUAGUUUUCCUAAUAUUCUACGAGGUCUCAGGUGGUCCGUUUGGGAUUGAAGACAGUGUUAACGCAGCAGGACCUUUGUUAGCUAUUGUUGGAUUUAUUGUGUUCCCUUUUAUAUGGAGUAUCCCUGAAGCACUCAUCACCGCUGAGAUGGGAACAAUGUUCCCUGAGAACGGUGGUUACGUUGUGUGGGUAUCUUCAGCAUUGGGACCUUACUGGGGGUUUCAACAAGGUUGGGUUAAAUGGCUAAGUGGCGUUAUAGACAACGCUCUGUAUCCCAUUCUCUUCCUUGAUUAUCUUAAAUCUGGAGUCCCGGUUCUUGGUAGUGGAAUCCCUCGAGUCGCUGCGAUUUUGGUGUUGACUGUAGCCUUGACUUACGUGAACUACAGGGGUUUAAGCAUUGUCGGUGUAGCAGCUGUUGGCCUCGGCGUUUCCUCGAUCCUUCCGUUUGUGGUCAUGUCUUUCAUGUCUCUUCCAAAGCUCAAACCUUCGAGAUGGCUUGUGGUUAGCAAGAAGAUGAAAGGUGUUAAAUGGAGUUUGUAUCUCAACACUCUCUUCUGGAACCUCAACUAUUGGGAUUCUAUUAGUACGCUUUCUGGAGAAGUUGAAAAUCCGAGUAAAACGUUACCGAGGGCUCUGUUUUAUGCUCUGCUUCUUGUGGUGCUCUCUUACAUCUUCCCGGUUUUGACCGGGACAGGAGCUAUACCUCUUGAUCAGAACCUGUGGACUGACGGGUAUUUCGCUGAUAUAGGUAAAGUUAUAGGAGGAGCUUGGUUGGGAUGGUGGAUUCAAGCUGCAGCUGCGACAUCAAACAUGGGAAUGUUUCUGGCUGAAAUGAGCAGUGAUUCUUUUCAGCUUCUUGGAAUGGCUGAGCGCGGGAUGCUUCCACAGGUCUUUGCCAAGAGAUCGAGCUACGGAACUCCAUGGGUCGGGAUACUGUUCUCAGCCUCUGGUGUGAUUCUCUUGUCAUGGUUAAGUUUUCAAGAGAUUGUGGCUGCAGAGAACUUGUUAUACUGUUUUGGAAUGAUUUUGGAAUUUAUUGCGUUUGUGAGGUUAAGGAUGAAAUAUCCGGCUGCAUCACGGCCUUUCAAGAUACCUGUAGGGGUGUUGGGAUCGAUCCUCAUGUGUAUUCCUCCAACAAUAUUGAUCGGUGUCAUCAUGGCGUUUACUAACCUGAAAGUUGUAGCCGUGAGCCUUGCGGCUAUUGUGAUUGGGCUUGUGUUACAACCUUGUCUUAAGCAAGUGGAGAAGAAGGGGUGGCUCAAGUUCUCAACCAGCUCUCACCUACCAAACCUGAUGGAGUAAGGACCAAGCUGAUGAUGCUAAUGUCUAUUUUCUUCAAUUCUUUUAUUUCUUCAAAAUAAUACUCCGUCUCUUUUUAAUUGUCAUUUUUAAAUAUUUUUUUGUGUUUUAUAUUAAGAUGCAAAUUUCUAGUUUUGUCAAAUGAAAUAGUAUAUUAAUAAAAAUGAGAAAAUUUAAUUA